AUCAGAAGUCCAUUUGCAAUAACGCGACCAACAGCCAUUCGGACGGAAACGUUCUUUUCAGUAAAGUGAUUUGACCAAUAGUUUCGUCACCAAAGAGUCAACAAAAGUGUACGAAUAACGCACAACAUGUUGAGAUUUGUAUCAGCUCUGGCCAUUUUGGCAUCGACCGUCAAAGCCAGCCCCAUCGAACCUGCUCAUUAUUCGUAUGUGGCCACUCAUCAGCCAUAUUACCAGCCGCAGCAGCACGCAUACCCGGAAUACUACCCGGUCCAGGCCGUAGAGUCCUAUCAUCAUCAACCGGAACCUCAUCACUACGUCGCUCAGCUGCCUCAGAAGCAAUACAUCGAAGUCGACGCCCAUGAACUAGCCGGGUUGGGUCACUACACUGGUCACAGCCAAGGCUACAGUGCCCUGUACGGUGGAGACAACCAUGGCCAUCUUUAUCACGGAGGAUCGUACAACGGAGGCUAUGCCAACAAGUACAACGACUACUACGCCUAUCCUAAGUACAAGUUCGAAUACGGCGUCGAUGACCCACACACCGGAGAUCACAAGAAGCAGUGGGAAUUCCGCGACGGUGAUGUUGUCAAGGGUGGAUACAUGCUAAAGGAAGCCGACGGAACGACCCGUGUUGUUGAGUACACUGCCGAUGACCAUAACGGUUUCAACGCAGUGGUUAAGAAGAUCGGUCAUGCUUAUCAUCCGGAACCUCACCAUGCCCCACAACACUACUCGCAGAACAACGGAUACGGAUACCUUGGUAAUUACGCUGGAGCUUAUGCCAGCGGUGAUUACUAUGGCAAGGGUGCCACCAGCUAUACCAAGGUCUGGAAGCAGCAUUAAGGAAGACCACCGAAUAGGAAGACCCACCCCCUACUGGAUCAUCGGAUACUCGAGAUAAACGUUUCUGUGUAGCUUACUAUUUAUUUAUUCAUCCCUCCCCCCUUACCGCAAACAGUCAUUAAGCAGAUUUCGAAGGUGGCGAAAAGUUUUAGUCAAAUCUUCUCUUCACUGAGAUCGACGAAGUUGAAUAUAUACGAGCCAGAUGUCGCUGAUUCUCGAUACAAUAGCUUCGGAACCACUCAAUCAACAGGUUACGAUGGAUUGUAGAGUUAAAUCAGGCCUAAGCUCCCAAUAAAAAGCAAAGUAAAUAAAUGGAUCUGUGAUAAGCAAAA
Molecule: messenger RNA, 1175 nt
Organism: Uranotaenia lowii
Lineage: Eukaryota; Metazoa; Arthropoda; Insecta; Diptera; Culicidae
Exons: 3
Coding region: 127-843 (238 amino acids)
Cellular component (GO): extracellular matrix
Source: RefSeq, a predicted model, not a curated record